Thalassophryne amazonica is the source of this 3072-nucleotide messenger RNA. RefSeq lists its product as uncharacterized. The transcript has 8 exons. The record is from RefSeq and is a predicted model, not a curated record. Gene Ontology annotation, cellular component: nucleus; chromosome, centromeric region. Lineage: Eukaryota; Metazoa; Chordata; Actinopteri; Batrachoidiformes; Batrachoididae. Bases 7 to 2784 code for a protein of 925 amino acids. Gene Ontology annotation, biological process: meiotic chromosome segregation.
CUCUAAAUGGUCAUGAUGCCGCACGAGCAGAAGAGGAUCCCGUCAAAGCAGACUUCAGCUGCAGCAUCAAGCAUCAAGAACAAGAUGCUCAACACCUCCUCAUUCUUCAAGGUGUCGCUAAAGAACAACAACAAGGCGUUAGCGCUGGCCUUAGCGGCAGAGAAGGAGAGGAGGAGGCAGCUGGAGAUGGAGACGGUGUUCCUGCAGAAGCAAGUAGAAGCUGUGUGCUUUCAGCUGGCUGCCACCAGAUACAAGCAGCACAAAAUGCUUUUCAUCUUGAAGAGUCUUCGUCAGGACGCUCUCCAUCACUUCGACAUGAUGGCUGAACUCUUCUCUUCAGAAAACGAUGUAAGCGAGGACAACACCAGCUUUUCCACCCGCACCGACACUGCCUGUCUGCAGAGCCGUGGAGCAGCUGUGCCCAGCCCUGUUCCUGGAGGGCCUGUGCCCUGCAUGUUUCCUCACGCUCCCUGUUUGGUAGAUGUGGAAAACAUGCAGGGCAGGGGCCCGCCGGGAACAGGGCCGGGCACAGCUGGCACAGCUGAUGGUAAAAAGCAUUCCCUGCAGGACGUGCAGACUGUCCCAACAGAGACGUCCCGUCCAACCGUCAGCCUGAGAGGUGAAGUGGAAAAGCAUUCUCUGGCUGUCUUUCAGGCUGGAUUUGAUAAGUCGUCUUCUCUGGAAAUUCGGAACGAUCACACUGGUGAAAAAACAGAUUCACGUAACGCCCGUCCCUCAGGGGACUCGGUGGUGGCGGCUGAUCCAGUGCAGUGCAAAACCCAGGACAAAACCGUGCUUCUAAACGCAUCCAUGGAUAUGACUGUCACUAUGGCAACUGACAUUGUCACCGUGGAUACCAAUGCAACAGGUCACAGCGGCAAACCGGGAAACCCACAAACUAAGAACGGGAAAUCACAAAAAAAAGCGGGAAUCACUGAGCCGAGUGUUGUUGAAACUCUGCACCCGGCUGAUGUUCAGCGUGUCCCCACUGCCUGUGUCUUAGAAACAGAGGACAGCACACAACAGGCUUCAGGAGAGCCUGAGGUUCCUGGUGCCCCCUCACUCAGAGGACAGACGAGAACUCACAUCACCUGUCGCAUUCCCAAACUCAGCAAACCUGGAGCUGGCAGCCACAAUAAAACCAAAUCCUCUGACACCGUCUUCCCUGACCACGACGAUUACUUCACGGAUCCAAAAAAUCAGCCAUCAAAAUCCAAAGUCUGUGUUCCGCUUCCAGGAGAGAAAUGUGUUCCAGUAGAAAGGUUAACAGUCAACCGCAGGACAUCUAAGACCAAAGGCAGGAGGAUGCCUUCAGUUUCAAAGAUGGUCCAGGAUGUCUCCAAGAUGAGUUUCCUGCCAUUACACAAUUCUGAAGGGUGCGUUCUCCAACUGGAUUCAGUUGAUGACAAAGUGGAACAGGAAAGUCAAGUAUCUGAAGACCGAGAGUCACGUGAUGAGCCGUGUGAAACGGUGAGUCGUCCGGAGUUGGGCCAACCCUGCCACGUUUCCACUAGCAGCAAAACAGCUCCGCCCACUGUUGCAAGAAGACACAUGUCCAGGUGCAGAAAGACGUUCGUGGUGUCAGUUGUCAGCGAUAGCACCUCGCCAACAAGAGCAGCACCAGAAAACACAGCUGUGGAGACGCUUCCCAGUGUCGCAUCCGAGGAACCCUCAGGGAUCAUUAAAGUACGUGUCACCGAGCAACAGUCUGAACUAAAUCCACAUCUGAUGGACAUCAGAGGCUUGGUGGAAGAAAUGCGGAGCGCCUGUAAACGUCCCAGGGAGGUGACUCCGGAUCAACAAAGCUUUCCAGAAGAAAGUGUUCAUGAACGGAAUCAAGGCUGUGAUACAGGUACAACCGCUCAAAAACAGAAAAAAGCCUGGAGAGAGGACACGGGACAGUCCAGCAAGGACAGAGACAUGCAGAGGAAGGAGCAGAAGAAAAAGUCGUACUGCAGCAGUAAAGGAUUUCAGUCUGAGAAGGCAGCUCCAGAUCUUCAGGACCGUGGCGAUAUCUCACCGCACUGUGGCACCACAUGCUGGGAUGAUACAAAAACAAACCACGAGCGUUUCCGAGCUUCACCGGCGGUCAAGUUACAUCCUGAACCUGGUGAAAACAAUGAAGUCCUCAAGCAUUUGUUUAUCUCGAAACCCACCGACUCAAAGCCCAGGAUGGAUGUGAAUUCAGACCAGAACAGAGAGAGGUCAGCAACAAUAUCCCAUUCCUCACGACCAGUAAGGGAGACCUUUGAGGUCUGGAGGAAGAAAAGUCUCAAAGGCGUUUCCCUUGGCACCCACACAGUGCCCCCUGAUGUAACUGGCACCCGCAGUCAGGGGGCACAUUGCAUCAACGAGAGCCUGCAUCAGAGUGUGGGAGACCUGCUGAUGGAGGAGACGCCACCUUGGAUGGCUUUAGAUGCCAGCAAUAGCAGUGGCAACACAGCUGUGGAUUAUGUGCCAUCGAGUCCUGAGAGCCUGAAAGCAGGUGUGCCAGCAGCAGCGGAGGAGCUGAGCAGAGCUGAACCCUCUCCAGCAGCCCGAAGAAUCUUAACACCGCUGACCGACACCGUGACGGCCUUGAGUGGCUCGCCGACAGGGCGCAUCAGGAGGCGUAAAGCUGCGGUCAGUUACAAGGAGCCGCCCCUCAACUGUAAGAUAAGGAGAGGAGACAAGUUCACGGACAGCAUGUUUCUGAGCUCUCCAGUGUUCAAGGACGGCAGGAAGAAGAGGCAGAAGAAAACGGGCUCCGCCCCCAGAGAUCCUUCUUCUGCACACUCACCAUAGCUCGUUUGUUUUUGGGUUGGGUUUUUUUAUUUUAUUUUAUUUUAUUUUGUUUGGACAGUCUGCUUGUAGACUGUGAGCAGCAGGUUUGUGUGUCUGAUCCUUUUGGAUCUCAAUAAUUCAGGCGGGUGAUUGGAGAAGUGUGCUGUUUUGCAGCGGUAACCAGACACCUGUUUCUUUGUUGUUGGACCUGCUGGCUGGUGAGUACAAACACACAGACUCUACUUUGAAUGUACAGCUCGUUAUUUUUUACUUCUUUAAACCUGCCAAUAAAAAUGACCACAUAAGUGG